AUGGUCGUUGGUCUCGGUCGGUGGUUCGCUCGUCUACAUCAACUUACGCGCCGUUUCGUCCAAGAACAACCAGUACUCGUCGCUCGUGCUCGCCACUGGACCACCCUCCAUGAUGGAAUUCUCGCCGAAGUACCAGUCGACGAAAAUGAUAUGAAAACAGCAUCAGAUCCUGCGCACUUUGGAUUAAUUCACGGUGAUGUCAACCCGAGCAAUUACUAUUGGGACUCGACUAUUGGAAUGCCAUGUAUGUUCGACUGGGAUCAACUACAACAAUCAUGGUUUCUCUAUGAUUUAUCUGCACCUGUUAGAGGUGUUAUCUCACUCGAACAACAUGGUUCGCCUAUUGAUCGAUCACCGGUGCCACAAGCAAACUCAACGCUCUUUACGACGUGGCUUCUCGAAGGAUAUAAAUCAGAUGGUGAUCGAGUUACUGUUGAUCGUGCAGCUCUCCAAAGAAUGGUGAUGAUUCGUCGAGAACUCUACAGAAGAUUUUGUCGAAAGGCUCUUUUGGAAUUACCUGCUGAUCAUCCCAUGGCACGAUUUUGCAAAACUAUUACUGACUUUUUUGACAAGGAAGAGGCAGAAGCAUCGUCGCAAUCCACGGUGUCAAACUUAAACAUCUAA
Molecule: messenger RNA, 624 nt
Organism: Rotaria sordida
Lineage: Eukaryota; Metazoa; Rotifera; Eurotatoria; Philodinida; Philodinidae
Source: the annotation of a GenBank genome assembly